This is a messenger RNA of Aspergillus ruber CBS 135680, 707 nucleotides long. RefSeq lists its product as uncharacterized. The record is from RefSeq and is a predicted model, not a curated record. Lineage: Eukaryota; Fungi; Ascomycota; Eurotiomycetes; Eurotiales; Aspergillaceae. The transcript is spliced from 2 exons. Bases 1 to 660 code for a protein of 219 amino acids.
AUGACGAUCCCCAAGGAUCACAAGCAAAUUUGCUCUAGCUAUGGAGCACCCACAUCCGGUAACGCGGAUGGAAACAUUGGGGAUAAUGUAGCCAUGUCCCAGCUUACCCCGGGUGAUGACGGGGCUUCCUGGGACCCGAGUCAGAGCUCUGAUUUGGCAGAGCUUCCGUCGAACCUUCAAAGUGUCAGCCCGCCAGCCUCGAGUCCCCAGGUUGCAAGUAUUCCAGGUGCAAACCCUCAACCGGCGACCCCAGUUACAGGCCCUGACUACAUCAAACCUGAUCCGACUUCUAAAUCUACUCCAGAGUCCAGUCCUCUCGUCGCAUCUGUACCAAAUACUCCUGCGACAACCAACUAUAUAACACCCGGCCCAGAUCCCCAACCUACUUCCGAGUCCUCUGCGCCUUCUGCACCCUCUACACCAGAGCCUACUAUCCCUGACUCUCCCACUCCGCAUACAACAGACUCCAUACCGAGACCCACAAAUGAGUGGGCUGGGGCUGUACCUUAUUGGAAGCCGGGAUUUCAGGGCCAUAAGGGCUACUGGCAUACUGAGGGAGGCCUUGACGCUCUGUCGAAACCGGAAAACACUCUUAUUGCUCCGGCUAUUCAAGAUGAUGACUUUUUGUCCUUGGACUUCUUUCGGAAAGCGGAAGAGUAAGUAAAAAGAGAGCGAUGGGGAUUGGGUUGUUGAUUGGUGUUUUGGGG